AAGUUUGAGACAAUUGAAAAUCAUCCUAAAAUCUCUCUCGUUGAUUUAGUCGGUAAUGGCGUCUUACCGGUUUGCAUAGAAUUUUCCGUUUGCAAUUCAAAAAUUCAGGAUUAUUCUCCGCCAUUGGAAGUCCAAAAAUCUGUUCAAGAAGCAACCAAUAAUCCAUUUCGUUUUGCUUCCACAUCUCUCACGACCUUAAUUUCCACAUUCCACCGUCCACCUUUCUCCUCCUACAAAAAAAUACAAACAACCCCUGAUUCCCUUUUUCCUGAAUUCAGAACUUUUUGUGUUCCCAAUAAUGGCUGCUCCACUCCCUUACCCCCUCUAUCAUCCCCUUCCUAUUACUUCUUUCUUCUUCCUUUGAUUUCCCGCCAAAACCCUCUUCAACCCAUUUCUUCUUUCUUCUUCCUGAUUCAUUUUUCUGCAAAUUGGUUCAUAAUUUAAUCGUGGGUCUCUCUCUAAAUCUCCUCGGAACUCGUAAAUUUUGUUAUAUUCAAGAGGGUUUUCAAACUGUCGCUUCUUUUGGCUCUUCUCUGCCUCUUUUUGCUGUUUAUUUACUUCUUAAUGCCUCCGACGUAUUUCCCCCUCCGGUGGGAGAGCACCGGCGACCAGUGGUGGUACGCUUCUCCGAUAGAUUGGGCGGCUGCCAAUGGUCACUACGAUUUGGUCCGGCAGCUUCUCCGGUUAGACGGAAACCACCUCAUCAAACUCACAUCUCUCCGCCGGAUUCGUCGCCUCGAGACCGUUUGGGACGACGAAGAACAGUUUCACGAUGUGGCUAAAUGCCGUUCUGAUGUUUCUCGAAAACUUUUAAUGGAAUCCGAAUCGAAGAAGGGGAAAAACUCCCUAAUCAGUGCCGGCUAUGGCGGGUGGUUGAUUUACACCGCCGCUUCCGCCGGCGAUUUGGGGUUCGUUCAAGAACUGCUCCAGAGAAACCCUUUGCUUGUUUUUGGAGAAGGGGAAUAUGGGGUCACUGAUAUUCUCUACGCCGCCGCUCGGAGCAAGAACAAUGAGGUAUUUCGGAUUCUGUAUGAUUUUGCAGUCUCCCCGAGAUUCUCCACGGGGAGAGGAGGGGUUUUGGAUGAGCAUAUCGGAGAGAUUCCGGCGGUUUAUAAAUGGGAAAUGAUGAACAGAGGUGUUCAUGCCGCUGCCAGAGGAGGUAACUUAAAGAUUUUGAAGGACCUUCUUGCGGAUUGCUUCGACGUGUUGGCUUGCAGAGAUGCUCAAGGAUCUACAAUUUUACAUGCAGCUGCUGGAAGAGGGCAAGUUGAGGUGGUUAAAUAUUUAGUCCAAACAUUCCCUAUCAUCAAUUCCAUAGAUCAUCAGGGAAAUACAGCAUUGCAUAUUGCUGCUUGCAGGGGCCAAUUGGCUGCAGUUGAAGCUCUUAUUGCAGCAUCUCCCUCAUCCAUCUCUGUAAGAAACAAUGCUGGUGAAACUUUUUUGCAUAAAGCCAUUUCUGGCUUCCAAACUCCUGCUUUCCGACGACUUGACCGACAAAUUGAUCUUCUGAAGAAUGUGAUUUGUGGUAAAGUUCAUAACAUGGAUGACAUUAUCAAUGCCAGAAACAAUGAUGGAAGGACUGCUCUUCACAUGGCUGCCAUUGGGAAUGUUCACUCUGAUCUCGUACAACUUUUGAUGACUGCUCGGUCGAUUGAUUUGAAUGUUCGAGACAUGGAUGGCAUGACGCCACUUGAUUAUCUUAGACAAAACACGCAAUCUGCAUCAGCAGACAUAUUGAUAAAACAGCUGAUUUCAGCUGGAGGAAUAUUUGGUUGUCAUGACUAUAAUACAAGAAAGGCCAUAGCUUCACGAUUGAAGAUGCAGGGAAUUGGAAGCAGUCCUGGGACCUCUUUUCGAGUCUCGGACGCUGAAAUAUUGUUGUAUACAGGGAUUGAGAAUGCUUCAGAUACCAUACCGGAUCAUGGCAGUGCAGGAAUGAGCUCUUCCUCAGUUGAGUUGAGUCCAUACGAUUUGACAAAUGAGAAUCCAAACUCGUCAUCAACUAUUAAGAAGUCUGGUUCUGUAAAUUCUGCAGCUCAACGAUUGAAAAGCGUCUUCCACUGGCCUAGGAUCAAAGAUAAGAAGAAAUGCGAGAUGUCAAAGAAGCAAAUGGAUGAGGGCUCUAUUGAAGAAUCACACAAGAAAUACAGCAGUUCAGAUGAAGCUCCAACCCCUUUAAGGCAAAGGUUCUCAAAGCCAUUGGCUCCUCCCAACCACAAACGAACACUUUCGGUUAGGAGCAAUCAAUCGAGCCCGUCUGCUAAGAAAAAACAUGCUACUGGUCUAAUGCGUGGAGUUGCUCAGGGCAUGCCACAAAUAGUCAUUCCCCAUCGAUCCCGCUCCAGCUCCUUUUCAAAAUCAUCGCUUUCUUCGCCGGGUUCAGUAGAUAAACAGAAAGGCAUUUGUUUUGACAGUGAUGGUGCAGGGCCAUCUUAUUCAAACCAAGCCAUUGACAACGAAACACCGAAUCUUGGGAAACAAGGAUCGGUCAAUAGGAAGUUGAGGAGCCAGUAUUUCUGUUUCGGUGCAGGAAGCCUAAUUGGGAAAACCACAGUUAACAAGCAGCAGCAGAGCCAGAGUUACAAGCUUCCAGUGGUUUCGGUAAUGUAGACGAGAAGAAGAGGGAAGACGAGCAAUGUCGCUUGUCGGGACUUAACGUAGAAGAAGAGGAUUAAACUGAGUAGCAAUUGCCAAACUCUGUGAUGUAUGUUUAUGUAAAUUGGAACAAACUUAACUGAAGUAGCUAUGUAAUAUGCUUUAGUUUGGAAGUUUUGUUUGUUUCUUGGAACUCUGGUGAUGUAAAAUAAGAUGGCCAUGAAUAAGUAUAACUUAGUGGUUGGAUUAUAUGAUUUCAAUAACUAAGAGAGAGUCAACUUCAAGCAACUUACUAGUGGAAUGGCUUCCGACUUCCAAGUAAGAACUGCAGAAAUCAUGUAAUUCAGGCCCUUCUCUUGAUUGCUAAUUUUGUACAUUUUGCUUA
Benincasa hispida (wax gourd) is the source of this 2980-nucleotide messenger RNA. Its product is annotated as Ankyrin repeat family protein. Lineage: Eukaryota; Viridiplantae; Streptophyta; Magnoliopsida; Cucurbitales; Cucurbitaceae. The record is from RefSeq and is a predicted model, not a curated record. Gene Ontology annotation, molecular function: protein binding.